This is a messenger RNA of Diutina rugosa, 576 nucleotides long. RefSeq lists its product as uncharacterized. The transcript has a single exon. The coding region runs from base 1 to 576 and encodes 191 amino acids. Lineage: Eukaryota; Fungi; Ascomycota; Pichiomycetes; Serinales; Debaryomycetaceae. The record is from RefSeq and is a predicted model, not a curated record.
AUGCCACCAUUCACCCCUCCGCCCUACACAGUGCCGCCGCCUAAGGGCCACCGGUACUGUCGGUACUGUGGCAAGCCCGUGGAGUUCAAGGAGAUUGGGUACCACAACCGGCGCUACCACGCUGACGUGUGGACGCCGGCUUAUCUGCUGUAUCACGGCGACCCCUACCCCUUCAAGUGCUACUUGCCGGGGUGUGGACUGGCAUUUCGCAAACACAGUGAGUUAAGAGUCCAUCAAGAAAACCACUUGCCGUUUGAUGGGAAUGGAGGCGCCUCGAAGCCUCCCUCAAACAACCAAUCACGGAAGCCCGCCACAGACGCCACCAAUGGCUCCAGGCGGUUUCGCUCGCGUACCCGUCGAGUUAAAUUUCCAAACGGCGUCAUUGAAUUUACAGCACUCCCAAAACCCCCAGCAUACCCGAGAACCUCAGCAUCGCCCCCUCCCUCGCCAUUGUCGUCGGCCGCGACGACUCCAUCAACCACGGACGUCGAGUCUGAUGGCGAGUACCCACUUGACUGCUCGUACCACUCAGAGAAUUACGUCCUCUCAUCGGCCGCUUUCCCUGACCGCCACUGA